This is a messenger RNA of Periconia digitata, 1578 nucleotides long. NCBI's taxonomy places the organism in Eukaryota, Fungi, Ascomycota, Dothideomycetes, Pleosporales, Periconiaceae. The record is from the annotation of a GenBank genome assembly.
CCUCACCAAUAGCUUGAGACCCCUUUUCUCAAGUAUUAGUUUUGCUGAAAUCAUGGAAUAUUGACGAGGCGUCGAUGACAUGUAGGCGUCGCUCAAUAUUCCAUAGGCGUUCGAUUUCUCUGUGGGAGAAUGUGAUGUUGGCUUGUUUAGAUGACAGUAGGACCGAGAUCGACCUGACAUCGACCGAUAAAGGCUCAUAAUGCUUUGGCAUACAUUUGCAGCCUAACAUAACCCUGACUUGUCAGCGAAGUGUUUGUGAUGGGAGACGAAAUUCAAAAACGCUCUCAAAAGCACACUGUACAAAUCCUUCGAGUCGAUCGGCGUGAAUACAAGAGUUCUGAAAUGCUAAUCGAUGUGACAGCGACUUGAGGAGAGCCGAUGGUGAUGGUGGUGGCGCAACGAAUGAGCUGAGCGUUCUUUGCUUUUUAGCUCGAUCGCUCUGUCUCUUUCAAUAUUUACUUUUUCCCAACUGAAUGGUACUCAUAUAAUAAGGUAUGAAUGGAUACUACGACUCUAAAAAGUCGAAUUCUCCAUACAAUCGUCUCUUUCCGCUGCUUUUUCUAGUAUAAUUUAAUUCGUCUGGUUUUCGCUUGUCGUAUCGCAGUUCUAGAGCGUGUUGUUGCAAAAACGAUGGAUGACCUCAGAUCAACCGUAAUCUGCCUCAAUAUUGUCGCGAUCUUUCUCACCAUACUGGCAACAUGCUCGAGAGUGGGUCGUAGAGUCUUCAUUGUGCAUUCGUUCAGUUGGCAUGACGUAUUCAUCACAGCUGCCGCAGUUAACGCCCUGACAACUUCAAUGUUACAAAUGUACGGUACAGGAUAUGGACUUGGGCAACACAUGAAAUAUGUUGAGCCUGAAACGCUGCCGAAGCUACUCAAGAUCAUAUACUCAGCGACUAUGCCAUAUUACAUCUGCAACUGGGCUGUAAAGCACGCACUCCUCCUCUUCUACGCGGAGAUUUCUUUCGAGCCAUCUCAUCGCAUUUUGAUGUAUAUCAUGCAUUUCGUUGCCUUCGGUUUCGGGCUGUCGUCAAUCCUCGUGACGGUAUUCCAAUGCACGCCGGUUAAUAAAGCGUGGUAUCUUACGCUCGAUGGCACGUGCAUUGAUUUUAUCCUCUUCUCGUACUGGAACUCCAGCAUCAUGCUCGUCACCGACCUGGUCCUAUACCUCAUGCCGGUAAUCUUCACAUGGAACCUGCAGCUACGGCGCGCGCAGAGGCUAGGCCUGAACGCCAUGUUUGGGAUGGGGAUAUUAGUACUUGGAGCAAGUGCUAUGCGACUUCACACGGUGCAUAUGUUCGCACAAGAUGCAGACUUCUCAUAUCGUUUUGCCAAUGCUAUGAUCUGGGCUAUGGUGGAGAACCAUCUUGCCAUCAUAGUAGCAUGUGCUCCUAGUAUAAAGUCAAUUGUUAUGCUGGUAUUCCCGAAGAUCGCGUCCUCGUUGAGGAGGACGAUGACUAGACUCACCACCACUUCCAAGGGCACCAAUUCGGUCUCCGUCAGGGAGAUGGUCAACGUGGAUAUCGAGCUUGGGGAUGGCGAUAAAGGCAGAACGGAUACAGUGGGAUUGAUCAAGUAA